Molecule: messenger RNA, 1720 nt
Organism: Exaiptasia diaphana
Lineage: Eukaryota; Metazoa; Cnidaria; Anthozoa; Actiniaria; Aiptasiidae
Exons: 1
Coding region: 754-1302 (182 amino acids)
Biological process (GO): Notch signaling pathway; negative regulation of Notch signaling pathway; nuclear export
Cellular component (GO): cytoplasm; nucleus
Molecular function (GO): tubulin binding
Source: RefSeq, a predicted model, not a curated record
UCACUAAGACAGUCGUAAGUACUGAGUUUCCURUAACGACUAACUGCUGUUCUAAUGUGCGCUUGGUCUUCGUCACAAGAUUCUCCACUAGAAAAUACAACUUUCUUUUUCGGCUUUUUACGCACAGGAAUCUUUGACGGUCUUAUUUUUCGGCUAUGUGACGAAUGACCUUGAACAACCGAAGCCAUUUAUCGACUUCUUCCUACAAUUUGUUUGAAUAUUUUUAGAACUAGCUGUUGACGUCAUACAAUUAAUUUSCGUCCGUCAAUUAGCUAAUUACCUCUUUUACCAUAUUGACAUUGGGAUACCUGUGUAAUCUUACAUCUAAAACGAAAUAUAAAUUUUGGAAGCAAAAGCAGUUGGCCAACCUCCUCCCUUUUCAUGAUUCAUAGAACUAUACCUAAAAGGAGAAAAAAGGGCUUUCAGAAAGAAAAAAAGUGAUCAUGACCCCGACGUGAUUUGAACACGCAGCCUUCUGAUCUGGAGUCAGACGCGCUACCAUUGCGCCACGGAGUCAUCUUAUUGGAAAGUUGUGAUUCAACAAUAUUUAUUGCCAAAAGCUAUUGUUGCAAAGAUUAUGAUCUGAUAUGGCGUCCGCUUUCCUAUAAAAUAUCACUGUAAGAACAGAAAGUAAAAAAGAACAAACAAAAAAACAAGCGAACAAAUUCAUUCCUGUAUUUAUUUGGCGUCGAUGUCAUGAGAUAUGUCGCUGGUUCGUUUCCAUGGUAAUUUCAUAAUGGCGGCUACCAACAUAUGAAGAGACUUCCGAAGCGAAGAAACACUGUAUAUUGCAACAUGUUUGACUCAAGUGCAUAUACAUCGAGAGGGCGAUUUAAAAAGACGAGAUUCACUCCUUCAUCUGUUGACGAGACGUUAUUUGGUGAACGGCGCACCACACUAGAACCUGAUCCAGUUCCUAAGUUUGAACCACCUUGGGUUGACAAUGGAAAAACAAAACUUAAACCACCACCAAAACCACUACUUUUCUACUGUCCUGGUUCACCGUCACGUCCAACCUCGAGCUCUCGCACUACUAACACUACACCAGAAAGAAAAUAUAAACCCACGAAAUUCUCUCCUACAGUUAUUGAUCACACUUUGUUUGAUAGUGGGAGAACAAAACAAGGAGUCAAGACGGACAAGUUUUUCACAUCUAUGCCGCACCACCAACUCCAUCUGGAUGGCAGUAUACGUGAAAGUAGCGAGGAGGACAGCUUUAGAUUAACGAACAAUCCGUCAAGACCAAACAGCAGAAGGGAAAAACAACAUGAACUCAAGAAAACAUUACCUCCAUGGAGGUAGUGGUGUUCGAAGCCCAAGAUAGCAGCAAUAUAACUGAUUGGACGGGACGAUAUAAAAAACAAAAAUUAAAGUCCGAACAUUGACACACUACAGUUUGUUCAGAUCGAGUGGCCCAGGUUGCCUUUCUAUUUGUUUAAGGAGAUUGUUUAGCUUCUUAUAUCGCACUAGUGCUUCAGCGCCCAUAGAAAAUUCAUCACUCGAGUCAAUUUUCCAGGUUGAAUUUCUUUUGCAUUUAAAGCACCUGAUUGCUACAAUGUCACACAUUGACAAUGACAAGGCCAUUUCAACUCCCUAGUUUGUUGCUAUAUAAAACUAAAGAGAAAGUACUUGUUUUAUCGACAUGUUAGAGUACAAGUAAAUGUGUGCACCUUGCACUCAUUUACUACUAAAUAUAAAUAAUAARAAUAAUAGAAUUUCA